Messenger RNA from Limulus polyphemus (Atlantic horseshoe crab), 1458 nucleotides. RefSeq lists its product as uncharacterized. The coding region runs from base 174 to 713 and encodes 179 amino acids. Lineage: Eukaryota; Metazoa; Arthropoda; Merostomata; Xiphosura; Limulidae. The record is from RefSeq and is a predicted model, not a curated record. The transcript has 2 exons.
UCGACGAAGACUGAUUCUCCGAAAGGACGUAACUGAAGCAACAGGAGAGAUUUUCUGGGCGCAUUUCUCCACCAACUCUCCGGAGAACAAGCAGUUUCUACUACUGGUUGACAUAAAACUCGAGAUCUACAACCGUUCCAGAAAUUCAACCAACACUCCAAGUCCAGCAAAAGAUGAGAAGAAGAUCUAUUAUUCUUAGUCUCUUCUUUGUUUGCUGUCUAGAGGAGAUAGCAAGCACUGCUGGAGAAAUUCAUAAUGCGGCUCAUAUAGGCCAGGAAUCGAAACAAGUCAAGCGACAUAUUGGAAACUUAGCGAAGAACGGCCGAUUACCCCCAAUCCACAAAGGCAAGAAAAACAUGGAAGAACAAAGCCUGCGCGCAUUGGACUCCAAUGUCCACGUUAAAAAGUUUUGGAGAUCUUUACCUACUUCUGUCUCUGCAGAUAUUUUGUAUCCAUUUACUUGGUCUGAUGACUAUAGUUCUUUUUGGAAUUUCAAACAGCUAUCAAGCCCAUUGCUGGCUCACAGCACUCAGUCACCAGCAGAGGUCACUAGUGAUGGAGCUGCGGGAUACGCCAACAGCAGCCCCAGAAUAGUUCUUCGUUCUUCUGAAGACGAAGCUUUGGAGCGUUUUCUGUUGGAGCUUACUGCUAAAGAUGUUUCCAAACCAGCUGAAAAACGAACAUUGCUCAUCUGGCUCGUAAGGGUUGGUUAACAGAUCUCAGAUCCUAUAAACCUCCACCAACCAAUAAUCCUAGAGGCUUUGGUUAUAACUGGAAAAGAGAGAUGCUUCCAUUUGAUGAUACGUUUGUUAAUUUUGAGGAUACAGACACGUCCACUGAGAUGGAAUUUGUAGGAGAUCAAGAAGAAUGUAGUGAGCAGGAUUUAAAAAAUAAUCACAUUUACGAACCUCAAUCAUUGCAUAAGAGAAACAUUGGUGUCCUUGCUCGUUCAGGGAAGCUACCCCGUUGGCACAGUAGCGCCAACUGGUGGGAACUGAAGCGAGACAACUAUAUCGUCCCUCUGCGCCGUUUUUUUCGUUUUGUACCAAAUGACCACUUUUCCAGUAAACAUCAUCCCGCAGAAAUUCAAGAACACACCAGGCGAUGUAAACCAGUUUCGUACGACUCUCGCGAUAACGAGAACAAAAAACUGGUUCCUUUCGAUUGGCUCCAGGAGAAAGAUGGUUUCAGACGAAACGUCGCCAUGUUAGCCCCGAAAAGGGCUCAUACCUCUCAAUAAUGGAAUCUAAUGACCAGUUUUUUUGGGAUCAUCGUGAUAUGAAGUCUAUGAUGAAAGAGAAAAUAUCUAAACCUAUAACCCAAGUAGCAAAUUAUUAAGUAUUAUCAAAAUAAUAUCUAUCAACCUGUAAUGUGUUUGGUCAACUGUACUGAAUGUCAAAUGUGAAUAUAUAUACAUAUAUAUAUAUAUGGCGAGCAAAUAAAAUGAAAAACUAGAAA